ACAACAUUUGUACAAACUGAAAUUCUGUGAGGAAAAAGUAGAUAAAGUUUAGUUUAGAGCCCGCACCACAAUUCAUUGACUUUACUCCAAUUCCAAAGUCCAAACAAAACAAACUUCCCAUCAACCUCUGCUUUAUUAGUCCACUCCCACCGGCCCACCCACCACCGGUUGUAACCCAGAUUAAAUCCAAAACAAACAAUAAACCCACAACAAAAGGCAAACAUCUCUCUCUCUCUCCCCGUCCCAAACUUGAUCAAUUCAAACAUAGAGUCCAUCGCAGAAAGGUGGAUGCAACCAACCUUUCUCCUGUUUCAUUUCUGUCUUUCUUGGAGCUCUAGGUAAUCAUCCUCUUCUUCUUCUUCUUCUUCUUCUUCUUCUUUGUGUCUCUCAUGGCGCAUCUUUACAGACAGUUGUUGUCAAAAGAGUUGGACGAUCCAGAGUAUUGUUCACCUGGAUGUAACUCGACGGAUAAUUGUCCAUCCUUCUGUUAUGGCCUUUGUCCUUCUUACUGCCCAUCUUAUUUAAUUUCUUUGCCUCCUCCCCCUGUCGAAGGAUCAUCUCAUGCGGCAUCCCACAUCUCACCCUUUUUGAUCAUCCUGAUCACCGUACUGACCAGUGCCUUCCUUCUCGUUAGCUACUACGCCAUCAUUGUCAAAUACUGUUCAAACUGGAACACCCGUUUCAGGAGAUCACCUCCACCUCGAUCCGACGAUAUCCGCCAAGAUUUUCUUGACGAGAAUCAUGGCCCCGUCUUGGAUCACCCUAUUUGGUACAUCACCACUGUUGGUCUCCAGGACUCCAUCAUCAAUUCCAUCACCGUCUGCAAGUAUAAGAGAGGAGAUGGCCUCACCGAAGGCACCGAGUGUUCGGUUUGUCUCAACGAGUUCGAAGACGACGAGACUCUGCGUCUCCUACCCAAAUGCAGCCACGCUUUUCACCUCCCCUGUAUCGACACUUGGUUGAGAUCCCAUAAAAAUUGCCCCUUGUGUCGUGCACCUAUUGUAGCUAGCACCUCUGGCCCACAGACGACGACUCCGCCGCCGCCAAAUUCCAACAAUCUUCCCGCUGGGGAUGAAAUCCUGGUGGAGAAUUCUCAGAGCGAUCCCAGGCUGGGAAGCAAUCAAACCAGAGAACGUGGGGUCUGCGACCUGAUGGGCGUUGGAACUGAGAAUGAAGAAAUCCCGGUCGAGGAGGAUGGAAGGAGCGAUUCCGGGAUACCAAAGGAUGGAGUCCCUUCACCCCUUCCGAGUUCUGGAUUCCGGGUUCCCUGUGAUUUGCGCGACAGUCGUCGGGAAGUGGAGGAUGAGAUGCAGCCAGUUGGGCGGUCUGUUUCUAUGGAUUCAUCUCAGGCUGCGAUCAUCAGUUUCUCCAUAGCUAAUUCUCUCCAAUUACAAUCGGAAGGGAGUUCAUCUACUCGACUAGUCCUUGUAAAUAAAUCCGAUCCCGAUAUUGUUAUAAAGCAUGUCAGUGAAAGUCCGAGCGUCCUCAGCGAAAUGGGUAGUUCUUCCAUUGGGCGAUCUCUGCUGAAGGGGCCUGUUUCCAUGAAAAGAUCAUUCUCGAGUGGUGGGAAGUUCUUAUCCAGAUAUGGCCGGAGCCGGAACUCGAUUCUUCCUUUGUGAGGUCUUUAAAUUCUUUUCAUAUCAUCGACUGCCAAUCCAUAGACAAUUGUAAUUUGUAAAUGAGAAAGAAGCUCAAAAUAAAAUCUGGCCGGGAAAAAGAAUUUUGGCGCUUCGGAUGCGAUUUCAAGGUUCAUAAUGAGAACUAAGAAAUUUGUAAAUGGGGUUUUUGUUUCCAUGUCCUACAGACGAAGUUAAGAUAUGGUUUUCUGUGAUGCAUUAUUUUAUACGCGGAACACAGUGGGAGUUCUGUGGAGAAACCUUUUCUGUAUGUAAGUAAUUUUUCCGGAAAUGUUUCUUCCUGGUCCUGGAUAGGCUAAUCUCUGUGGUCUAUUUUGUUUGAUCGGUUUUGUUGGAAGUGUUUGAGUUUCUUAGAAGAUAAACUGAUCUGUUUGGAACUCUGUAAUUUCCCAUCCUAUAAGCCUCUUUCCUUCUCUGUUAUUAGCGAACAUUGUUAUAGCUUUAAGCUGUUGAUUGUUUAAUUGUUUCCUUUCUUGGUAUGGAUGGAUAUAACA
Molecule: messenger RNA, 2131 nt
Organism: Nelumbo nucifera (sacred lotus)
Lineage: Eukaryota; Viridiplantae; Streptophyta; Magnoliopsida; Proteales; Nelumbonaceae
Product: RING-H2 finger protein ATL52-like
Biological process (GO): protein ubiquitination
Molecular function (GO): transferase activity
Source: RefSeq, a predicted model, not a curated record